This is a messenger RNA of Penicillium canariense, 549 nucleotides long. Its product is annotated as mediator of RNA polymerase II transcription subunit 11. The transcript is spliced from 2 exons. Gene Ontology annotation, biological process: regulation of transcription by RNA polymerase II. Lineage: Eukaryota; Fungi; Ascomycota; Eurotiomycetes; Eurotiales; Aspergillaceae. The record is from RefSeq and is a predicted model, not a curated record. Gene Ontology annotation, cellular component: mediator complex. Gene Ontology annotation, molecular function: transcription coregulator activity. The coding region runs from base 1 to 549 and encodes 182 amino acids.
AUGAGCGAAGAGGCACCUUCCUCACAAACCUUCACGUCUGCGGAUCGCAUCCGGCAACUAAUUGACAUUGACCAGGAUGUUGCAAAAUUGAUUCAAUCAGCUGGCCUCGCUAUCCAAGCACUCACCAACACGAAGCCAGACUCCCCCUCCGCCCCUUCGGACGGAUCCCUCGAAUCCCACAAAAUCCAAUUCAAAGAAGCCACCACACAAUACUUCUCCCUCCUAUCCUCCAUUGAUGUCCGUCUACGCCGCCAAGUCUAUGCCCUUGAAGAAGCUUCCCUGCUUGCACCAGAGACGGCCUCCAGGACCGGUGAUGCAACAGGCACCGGCGCCGGCGGGCUUGGCGCAGGAACGGGUUCUGGGUCCGGUGCUGCCAACCCUCUGGAUAUCAGCUGGCUGAACAGCCGGAAGGAUACGGUCGGGAAGGAUAAGGAGGCCGAAUUGUGGGCUGCAGCACGAGGGUUUGUGGAGCAGUUGGGCAAGUCGCCCGGUGGGCAGAAUGGCUCGGCCAAGCAAGUGGGCGAGUCCGAGAUGAUGCAGGUCGAUUGA